Coccidioides immitis RS is the source of this 945-nucleotide messenger RNA. RefSeq lists its product as uncharacterized. The record is from RefSeq and is a predicted model, not a curated record. Bases 1 to 666 code for a protein of 221 amino acids. Lineage: Eukaryota; Fungi; Ascomycota; Eurotiomycetes; Onygenales; Onygenaceae. The transcript has 3 exons.
AUGUUAGGACCUCAGAACAUCAACAUGCUGGCACUCCGAGAGCAUGCUCUUGCCAAGCUUGCCACUCAUGUGCCGUUCUGGCUUUCUUCUGUCCAGCUACCCCGCCAGUAUUCCCUGCAGCCCGACAUUCUGUGCGGCCAUCAAUCUAACAUGUUGCUUGAGGUUGAGUUGUAUCAACACAAUGGUAAGGUCAAGGUGGACCUUUCCAAGCCAUCAGGAAAGCAGGCAGCGUUGCGCGCUAUCCAGGAUGACAGAUAUAUCAUAUUGCGAGGUGCCGCGGACACUGGAUCAAUUGAAGAGGUUAAAGACAACAAGCAUACUAUUGCUCUCCUCUCCAGGACAUCAGGCAAAUUUGAAGCUAGCCUUCCUGUGUACAUACCUGCCUUUAAACUUAAGAACAAGGACAUCCAGUGCUUCCUGGAUUGGGAAAAGCAAGCAGAACAUAAAGCACCAAAUGACCUGGCGUGCAUUGUCUGUUAUCAUCUUUGGCGCGAUGCGAAGGAUGAAUGGGAAUGGGAAUAUGACAAAGGUCUAUGGAAGGAAGAGACUGGUGAAAAAGAACUUGUGGAAGCUUUUGGCGGCGACUUAAUAAUAUGUGCAGGCUGGCUAGCACAGCGACUACCUAACCUGAAAGGAAAGAGAGAUGUAUUUGUUGUCAAUUAUUGAUGGAAAAAAUAGAAUGGCUGAGGCAAUGUUGGGGUCUAUCACUGCUGGCCUCAUUGUGAUUGUUAUUAUUUAGCAGCAUUCAGGGAACAGGUGCAUACAGGUGCAUUAAAUGGGAAUUUGUUAGUUAAGGAAAGGAGCCACACUAGUAGAAGGCCCAGGCCUGUGAAAAAAGAGAUUGAAAUUGGGAUCAUUGAAGGUAGUCAACUUGCUGAGGCUAAAGUCAAUAUAUCCUUUGUUUGCAUAGUCCGGCAUUGAUAAAGGGUACUGUUGAUGACUGUG